Molecule: messenger RNA, 2116 nt
Organism: Abrus precatorius (Indian licorice)
Lineage: Eukaryota; Viridiplantae; Streptophyta; Magnoliopsida; Fabales; Fabaceae
Product: probable inositol transporter 2
Exons: 6
Coding region: 150-1865 (571 amino acids)
Biological process (GO): transmembrane transport
Cellular component (GO): membrane
Molecular function (GO): myo-inositol:proton symporter activity
Source: RefSeq, a predicted model, not a curated record
UUUUUCUUCCAUUAUAAAUACACUACACCUCUUGAACCUCUUAUCUCUCAAACUCAACACACUUGCUCAAGCAAGAACAACCAACGUUGAAUAAAACAUCUUUGUUUUUCUCUCUUCUCUUAUAGUGUCUGUUCUUCAAGGGAAGAACCAUGGAAGGAGGCAUACCAGAAGCUGAUAUGUCUGCUUUCAGAGAAUGUUUGUCUCUGUCAUGGAAGAAUCCUUAUGUUCUUCGCCUUGCUUUUUCUGCUGGAAUUGGAGGCCUUCUCUUUGGCUAUGACACUGGAGUUAUAUCGGGGGCUCUUCUGUAUAUCAGAGAUGAAUUCAAGGCAGUUGAUCAGAAGACUUGGCUUCAGGAAGCCAUAGUAAGUACUGCAAUUGCUGGAGCAAUAAUAGGAGCUUCAGUUGGGGGAUGGAUCAACGAUCGAUUUGGAAGGAGAGUAGCAAUUCUUCUUGCAGAUGCGCUCUUUCUAACAGGGUCAAUAAUCAUGGCUGCUGCUACCAGUCCAGCUAUUCUAAUUGUGGGUCGUGUGUUUGUUGGGCUUGGUGUUGGCAUGGCUUCAAUGGCAUCCCCUCUUUACAUUUCAGAGGCUUCUCCAACCAAAGUUAGAGGAGCCCUUGUAGGCCUCAACAGUUUUCUCAUCACUGGGGGACAGUUCCUUUCCUACCUCAUCAACUUGGCCUUCACUAAGGCACCUGGGACAUGGAGGUGGAUGUUAGGGGUAGCUGCAGCACCUGCUUUGAUACAAAUUGUACUAAUGUUGUCACUCCCUGAAUCCCCCCGUUGGUUGUACCGCAAGGGUAGGGAGGAGGAAGGACAAGCGAUUAUGAGAAAGAUUUAUCCACCUCACGAUGUUGAAGGUGAAAUUCAAGCUUUGAAGGAAUCAGUUGAUAUCGAAAUUAAGGAAUCAGAAACAUCAGAAAAGAUCAGCAUGAUGAAACUUCUGAAAACCACUGCUGUGAGAAGAGGAUUAUAUGCAGGCAUGGGGCUCCAAUUUUUCCAGCAGUUUGUAGGGAUCAACACUGUGAUGUACUACAGCGCCACCAUUUUUCAGUUAGCUGGUUAUGCAUCUAACAGAACAGCUUUGCUUCUUUCACUCGUCACAUCAGGCCUUAAUGCAUUUGGUUCAAUUUUGAGCAUAUACUUCAUUGACAAAACUGGUAGAAAAAAGCUUGCUUUAAUCAGUUUGUUCGGUGUUGUGUUCUCUCUGGCCCUCCUAACUGUAACUUUUCGCGAAAGUGAAGUUCACUCUCCAAUGGUUAGUGCCAUUCAAACCUCUAGUUUCAAUGGCACCUGCCCUGAUUACAAAGCAGCUUUGAACCCUGGUAAAUGGAAUUGCAUGACAUGCCUAAAGGCUUCACCAUCUUGUGGUUUUUGUGCUGCUGAUGAUAAGCUCUUACCUGGGGCAUGUUUGAUCUCCAAUGAUGAUACAAAGAAUAUGUGUGGUAAUGAUCAUAGAGCAUGGUACACUAGGGGAUGUCCUAGCAAAUAUGGUUGGGCUGCACUAAUAGGCCUUGCUCUUUACAUAAUCUUCUUUUCACCUGGAAUGGGAACUGUUCCGUGGGUUGUGAAUUCUGAGAUCUAUCCUUUGAGGUAUAGAGGGGUUUGUGGAGGAAUGGCAUCCACAACUGUUUGGAUUUCCAACCUCAUUGUUUCCCAGUCAUUUUUGUCCUUGACACAAACUGUUGGGACAGCAUGGACAUUUAUGAUGUUUGGAAUUGUUGCUGUUGUGGCAAUUUUCUUUGUCAUUAUUUUUGUACCUGAAACCAAAGGGGUUCCAAUGGAGGAAGUAGAGAAGAUGCUGGAACAAAGAUCUGUGCAGCUUAGGUUUUGGCGGAAGAGAGAUUCUGGCUCUCAGAAGCACUGACUCAAAGUGAAAAAAAUUAGCUUGAGUCAUGUCUAGUUUUAUAGCUCUAAAUAGUGAACUAAGUGGCUUGUGAAGUAUUGUUAUUUGACAAUGGUUUUCUUUUGGGUAAGAUCUGGUCAUAGUUAGCAUUUUAGUUCUAAUGUGUAGCUGAUUAGUUGGAUUGCUGGAAUUCCUUAUGAAAUCCACAGUGGAUUGAAAAAUAAGGAUUCAUAAUACGCUUCUAUUUAUGAAAUAAUAAAAAAUAUUAAAUG